AUGAGGCAGGCGAUUAGGGUUCCCGGCCUUGGACGGCUGUCUAGGCCCUUCGCGAGCUCGGCGCCGCGAGCUCCGUUCCGUGCCGCGUCUGCUGGACUUGGGCGAUAUGAGAGGGGAUCAUCAGCGCUGGGAAGCACAUCUCCGCAGGCGGCUGUGUGGGCAGGACUCGGGAGUGCGGGAUCGCGGAGGUGCUUCAGCAGCAGCAAGAAGCGCGUUUUUGAGGCUGGGGAGACGCCGUCGUUUGCUUUCGCGUUUGACAUCGACGGUGUCUUGUUGCACGUAGCAAAGCCGAUCCCCGGCGCUGCCGAGUCUCUGCAAUUUCUCAACGAUAACAACAUCCCGUUCAUCCUCUUGACAAACGGUGGAGGUAAGACCGAGGCUGCCCGCGUGCAGGAUCUCAGCAACAAGCUCGGUGUGCAACUCUCGGUCGACAACUUCGUCCAGUCGCACACGCCGUUCCAGGAGCUUGUCCAAGGACCCGAGGGUCUCGGUGACAAGACCAUUUUCCUGACCGGAGCCGAUGCCAAGAAGUGUCGAGAGAUUGCGAAACUGUACGGCUUCAAGAAUGUGGUCACGCCCGCAGACAUUAUCGCCGCGCAUCCCGACGUUUUCCCCUUUGAGCGCCUCAUGAAGCAGGUUUACGCCGACACCCACGAGCCGCUGCCCAAGCCGAUCCACUCGGGCAACAUGCGCGACGAGGACGCUCUCAAGAUCGACGCCAUGUUCGUCUUCAACGACCCCCGCGACUGGGCGCUCGACAUCCAGAUCAUCGUAGACCUGCUGCUCUCGCGUAAUGGUCUCCUGGGAACCUACUCUUCAAAGAACGGCGACAAGUCCCUGCCGAACAACGGCUGGCAGCAGCAGGGCCAGCCGCCUCUCAUCUUCUCCAACGCUGACCUCUUUUGGUCGACGACGUACCAUCAGCCGAGGUUCGGCCAGGGAGCUUUCCAGGCUGCCGUUGCCGGUGUCUGGUCGCAGGUGUCGGGCGGGACGGAGCUGCAGCGGACGGUAUUUGGCAAGCCGUUCGCGACGACGUACAAGUAUGCCGAGCGCGUGCUCAACUCGCAUCGACAGGCGCUUCUUGGAAAGAGCGGGCAACAGGGGACGGCGCCGUUAAAGACUGUGUACAUGGUGGGAGACAACCCGGAGAGCGACAUCCGUGGAGCCAAUGAUUUCAGCAGUAAAGAGACGGAGUGGGCGUCGGUGUUGGUGAAGACGGGCGUUUGGAGCCAGGAGAGGGGCGAGCCUGCGCAUAAGCCCAAGAUGAUUGUUGAUGAUGUCAAGGGGGCGGUUGAGUGGGCGUUGAAGAGAGAAGGCCGGCCGGUGAACAUCUAG
Molecule: messenger RNA, 1335 nt
Organism: Colletotrichum karsti
Lineage: Eukaryota; Fungi; Ascomycota; Sordariomycetes; Glomerellales; Glomerellaceae
Product: HAD-superfamily subfamily IIA hydrolase
Exons: 3
Coding region: 1-1335 (444 amino acids)
Biological process (GO): glycerophospholipid biosynthetic process
Cellular component (GO): mitochondrion
Source: RefSeq, a predicted model, not a curated record